GGCGUUGCGUUGCUCUCGGGACUUCCGCAGGUACGGGCGGAGCGCCGUUAAAAAUCACAGGCACCCGACGAGUUGCCUCAUCACGGACGUGGAUUUGCACGGUUGGGAAAUGUUUUGCUUUUCCAGCUGUGGAGGGCGUCGAGGUGGCAGAGGGGCAUCGCUGCGGAGCUCCCGCAACUCUUUUCUCAUGCAGGCGGAAGCACGGACGGACCCUCCUGCUUUGUCGACGUGCGCCGAGUGUUUGGCUCAACGCAUUGGCGUCUGUACGGGCAAUUGCCGCGUUGCAGGGUGACGCCACUAAAGGAGGGGCGGCGCGUCUUGACGCGGCAAUUGGACGUGGUAUUGCACCCUCUUGA
Messenger RNA from Trypanosoma rangeli, 356 nucleotides. RefSeq lists its product as uncharacterized. NCBI's taxonomy places the organism in Eukaryota, Euglenozoa, Kinetoplastea, Trypanosomatida, Trypanosomatidae. The annotation marks the transcript as partial. The transcript has a single exon. The record is from RefSeq and is a predicted model, not a curated record.